AUGCCCUUUACUAAGAUAUACUACCCCUCCGACCGGGGCACACCUCUGGAAAAUACAGGCCUGAAUGUGGUUUGCAACCAAGAGUAUGCACAGGCAGUGCAGCAUGUUCAUUAUCACAUUAUUCCAGCGCCGACAGCUUUUUCGACAGCAACCUCAUCCAACGCAGCAGCAGGCGAAGUCGACCAUGUUGCCAAGCCAUUGACCCAGAAGGAGAUGCAUCUUAAGGAGUUUCAGAACAGGAACUUGCUGGAUGACGACGAAGCACGGCAACUAACAUCCAUGGCGACCUUUGACUACGAUGAUAGCAUGGAAGGACCGUCUACAUUGCAUGACGACCCUCAAACAAUAGGCUACGACGAUCCACAGUCAGAGCCACUUGACAUCCCAGAUGACGCACUUGCGGAUGACGAUGAGCCUAUACAGGGUGCAACUGUAAUCAGUGAUACGAAGAAGGCACGAGAAAAGAAGAAGUUCGCAUAUGACCCCAAGCGAGAGCCAGGCAAAACUCAUGCCCCGCUCUCCAAAGUACGACAGAUUACGAAGGCAGACAGGGAACUGCCUGUCGUCCAGAAAGAGGCGUUGUUCGUACUGGCGAUAGCAGCGGAAGAGUUCGUGAGGCGGAUGGCCGGAGCCGCCGAGCGCAUCGCAAAGAGAGAUCAAAGAACGACACAGCAAAUGCGCGACCUUGAUCUCAUCUUGAUGCCCCCACUCGAGGAGACCGUCGGACAUAAAGGGAAGACCAAGCAGCCAAAGGAGAAGAUCGUAGACUCAGCGAGGGGGCCUCUCGACAGAUUCGUUGCGAAAGAUCCGCGGGACGAAGAGGACCUUGCGGCACAGAUAAUUGUGAAUGAGGACGGUACAAUGUCUAUGGAGUUGAAAGUCAUGGUCUAUCUGCCGGCAGUGUUAUCCAACCUUGCCCAUCAAAAGUUCCCGAGCAUUUUAACGGUAUGGUCAGCCUCAGCUGUGAGAAUUGGGCUCAUCUACAGCACCUUCAGUGCGUACUCUGGCGGUCUGCCUACAGGCUGUUCAUGA
Messenger RNA from Postia placenta MAD-698-R-SB12, 1032 nucleotides. RefSeq lists its product as hypothetical. The transcript is spliced from 9 exons. The coding region runs from base 1 to 1032 and encodes 343 amino acids. NCBI's taxonomy places the organism in Eukaryota, Fungi, Basidiomycota, Agaricomycetes, Polyporales, Adustoporiaceae. The record is from RefSeq and is a predicted model, not a curated record. Gene Ontology annotation, molecular function: DNA binding; protein heterodimerization activity.